Gossypium raimondii (Peruvian cotton) is the source of this 1627-nucleotide messenger RNA. Its product is annotated as fructokinase-like 1, chloroplastic. Gene Ontology annotation, molecular function: kinase activity. The coding region runs from base 67 to 1509 and encodes 480 amino acids. Gene Ontology annotation, biological process: chloroplast organization; plastid transcription. NCBI's taxonomy places the organism in Eukaryota, Viridiplantae, Streptophyta, Magnoliopsida, Malvales, Malvaceae. The record is from RefSeq and is a predicted model, not a curated record. The transcript is spliced from 2 exons. Gene Ontology annotation, cellular component: chloroplast nucleoid.
UAUCAGACGAAGGACAAGGAACGAAAAACCCCAAUGGAUAAACCCUACAAGGUUUGAAUCAGAAGAAUGGCAUCACUUCUUCAACUUCCUCACUCUUUCUCACCAUUUUUAAACUCCCAGAACCCAAGAAUUCAGUUUCUAAGUUCUGCGAAGGUUGAAGCUUUACCAAGAGCCUCAGUUGAAACCAACGGAGCCGUUGAAACUCCAAAACCAACUCGUCGAGGCAGGAAAAAGAAGCCAACUUCAUCUUCCCCAGAAACUCCAACAGCGAAGAGAACAGGGCGCAAGAGAAAAACCCAGACUGAAAAUGGCUCAGUUGAAUCCGAAAGUGAGGGAGAAGAAGAGGAGCUAUCGGAUUUCGACGAUGGCAUGGAUUUUCCGUACGAUGAACCUCCUUUGAUCUGCUGCUUCGGCGCUGCACAGAAGGAGUUUGUACCCACAGUUCGAGUGAACGAAGAGCAGAUGCACCCGGACAAAUACUCCACCUGGAAAAUGCUUCAAUGGGACCCACCGGAGUUCGGGAGGGCUCCAGGUGGGCCACCUUCCAACGUGGCGAUAUCCCACGUUAGGCUUGGAGGGAGAGCUGCAUUCAUGGGGAAAGUUGGGGAAGAUGAGUUUGGCGAUGAGCUUGUUUUGAUGAUGAAUAAAGAGAGAGUGCAAACUAGAGGUGUUAAGUUUGAUGAGAAUGUAAAGACUGGGUGUACUUAUAUGAAGGUUAAGUUUGAUGAGAAUGGGAAGUUGAAGAUGGAGACUGUUAAGGAAUCUGCUGAGGACUCUCUUCUUAGCUCUGAAUUGAAUCUUGCUGUUCUCAAAGAGGCUAGGAUUUUCCACUUCAAUUCAGAGGUUUUAACUUCUCCUUCCAUGCGAUCUACACUUUUUAAAGCAAUUACAUGGUCCAAGAAGUUUGGGGGGCUCAUAUUUUUCGAUUUGAACUUACCAUUACCUUUGUGGAGAUCACGUGACAAAACAAGGGAGGUGAUCAAGAAAGCCUGGAACAAAGCAGACAUCAUUGAGGUAUCAAGGCAGGAGCUCGAGUUUCUACUGGAUGAAGAGUAUUAUGAGAGGAAGAGAAAUUACAGGCCUCAAUAUUACGCCGAAAGUUUUGAUCAAACCAAGAAAAGGCGAGACUACUAUCAUUAUACACGCGAGGAAAUCUCUCCAUUGUGGCACGAUGGACUUAAAUUUCUGUUCGUGACUGAUGGAACACUCAGAAUACAUUAUUAUACACCUUUGUUUGAUGGUGUGGUUGUUGGAACAGAAGAUGUGCUAAUAACACCGUUCACUUGUGAUCGAACUGGUUCUGGUGAUGCUGUUGUAGCUGGUAUUAUGAGGAAACUGACCACUUACCCUGAGAUGUUUGAAAAUCAAGAUGUCUUAGAGAGGCAGCUCCGCUUCGCAGUUGCAGCAGGAAUUAUAUCACAAUGGACAAUUGGUGCUGUGAGAGGUUUUCCUACCGAGAGUGCCACACAAAAUCUGAAAGAACAGGUUUAUGUACCUUCAAUGUGGUAGUUGAGAACCAGAAAACAUGAUAUCAGGUUUUUACUGUUUUUCUAUUAGACUAUGAGGCUUUGUAACCAAUGACUAUUUAUGAAAAGAGGAAAAGGCUGCAUGAAAUAUUUUCAUUCCA